Messenger RNA from Oreochromis aureus, 1321 nucleotides. RefSeq lists its product as uncharacterized. The annotation marks the transcript as partial. Lineage: Eukaryota; Metazoa; Chordata; Actinopteri; Cichliformes; Cichlidae. Gene Ontology annotation, biological process: oligosaccharide metabolic process; N-glycan processing. The record is from RefSeq and is a predicted model, not a curated record. The transcript is spliced from 9 exons. Gene Ontology annotation, molecular function: alpha-N-acetylneuraminate alpha-2,8-sialyltransferase activity.
ACAUAAAAAAAAGCUGAGUUAAAACGAAGUGUUAAGAAAGGUGAAGCACUAGAGCGACAUGAGGAAAAAGCUCUCGAUUAUGAUCAAUCUCCUCUGUUUGGGGAGUCUGUUGACCACUCUUAUCUGGUACACGUUCGAGGACAGUUUUGUCGAGCUUCACCGACCAAUUCCUCAAAGAAGUGCCCCAAAGCCCUCUGAACUUUGUAAAGGCUGCAAGGAAGUCAUUGAUAAAGUGAAAAAGCUCUACAAUCAAACGUGGAAAAAGCAUGAGGAGAAUUACCACAGAUUCAGCUUACAGCUGAGCAUCAAUUGCAAUGGAUCCAACAAUGGCAUUGUCACUCAGGAAAACACUCCAGUGGGAUCUAAGAUUGUUUGUGACAAGGACAGGAGUGUCAUCUCUGUGACCCCGGAGCUUUUCAAAAUCUUUAUAAAAGAGAAUCCUUUCUCAAAAAAGAGAUGGGACACUUGUUCAAUUGUUGGGAGCGGUGGGAUUCUGACAAACAGCGGCUGUGGAAAAAUGAUUGAUUCAGCUGAUUUUGUUAUUAGGUGCAACCUUCCUCCUGUGGAAAACGAAUUUCACAAUGAUGUCGGCAUGAAGACUAACCUUGUGACAGCAAACCCAAGCCUCUUCAUGAAUAAGUAUGGGUCACUGAUGGGACGUCGCCGGGCGUUUGCAGACAGUCUCCACCAGUAUGGCAACUCCCUGCUUCUCUUUCCUUGCUUCUCCUAUGGUGGUACUCGUCCGGUGUGUCAGCGGGCUGUGUAUGCCAUUGAGGACAUGGAUAUCCCUAUCCAAUCAAUCUUCUUAAAUCCUAGAAUGGCAUUGACAAAACUUCUCAACAACCGCCCGGACACUCCAUACUUCCGGCCACCCCCACUGCAUUUCAGAAUUCUCAAUUCCUGUGACCAGCAGAAAGUCAUCAGCUGGGAUUUUAAAGAUGAGACCGCUAAAGCUCUUACAACCAAAAGAAACAAAGUCAUAGCUAUCACUGAUGGGGAGAGUGUGACCAAGGUCACAAUUUUCGAGGAAUUUGCCUCAAAGGUCCAGCAGGGGGGGUCUUUUAUAAUGAGAGGCUAUGACCUCAGGGGUACAGUGCCCCCUUUCUCCAUUAAUGUUACAAGUAAAACCCAGUUUUUUAGGGCUCCCACACUCAAUGUAAAGGAAGACCUUUACAAACAAGCAGAUCAACUCCUCCAUCCUCCUGCUCCUCUCACUGCUCUGCAGAUGAGUUCAGCCAGUGGCGGGCUCAUCACAGCACAAGGGGAGGUGGUGGAGUUUUCUGCUGUGAAACAAGUGAAGUCGGGAAACAAUAUGUUCCCC